GUGGGAGGAGUUAAAGUAAGAUGGCUGCGGGAAAGGGAAUACUGUUUGAGAAAUCGUCAAAUGGGAUGUUUAUCUGUCGCUAACAGGAUGCACAUCAGCCCGAAUGAAGGAGUGGUUAAUUUGUUAGCUUCCCAGGCUCAGUGUGGUCUAGCUCGCCGGUUGUCUCCAGGUUACUUGCACGCUGAUCAUCCGUUUACUGCUCUGACAUUGUGGAAUUCAUUAGCAGCUAGUCGUUAGCAACCCACCAGCGCUAAGUUACUAGCAACCAGCUAACCAGGUAUCUGUGGAAAUCAGCGCCUCGCAACCACUGUUAAGACUCCUACAAAUAUCCAAGUGCAGAGUGCCCGUCCUGACUGGCUAUGGAGUGGUGUUGGCUUCAGACUGGAUGACAGGGUCUACAGGGAGGAAAGGGUCACACAGAUUCUGAAGCAGUGGCAGGCUUUGCCUAGACGUACACUGACUGGCAGUGACAGCGCGUUUGCAGCUGACCUCCUUCCCCUCCGUCUCUCUUGUUAGAUACACUUUCCCUCCCCUUUAUCCCCCUCUCCUCCUCCCCCUUUCCUUUUCUUCCCUCUUAAUUUCUUUUUGCCCUCCGUUGCUUCUAUUUUUACUGGAACUCCUCUCGUCUUUGAGUUCUUGUGACCUGCCUCUCACUGGGUCCAGUAUGAGCUGGCUGAGCAGGUUGAACCCACGGGGUCCCGGGAGUCGGUCCGGCCGGAGUGCCGCCCCCUCCAGCCCCUGCACUGCUGACCCGGAGACUUGCCUCAUGGUGUUUGAGAACCACUGGAGACAGGUCUCUUGGGUGUUGGAGCAGCACGAGCCUUCGUCCUCCAGCGAUGACCUGACGGCAGUGAGGAAUCACACCGACCAGAUGUUGUGUCUGCUGGCGGAGGAGCGGCCUGCUGAGAGCUCAGAGGGCGGUGCCGGCGUGGCACUUAUGGGCCCCAUACUGGAGCUGGUGGUCACCGAGAAUAUUCUAGAGUGUCUGGUUCAGUGGCACCUCUGCCGCGGCCUGGACCCAGACAGCCAGGGGGCGCUGCUCAAGUUGUUUGAGAUGCUCAUCGGCCAGUCCCAGCAGCCUCUUCUGCAGCACACAGCCGUCCUCCACCCCCUAUUGAGGCUACUGGGAGCUUGCGCUGACCCAGAACUUGGUUGUCCUUCAGCCCUGGAGAACAGUCUGGUACUGCUGCUCAACCAGGUCUGUGUGUCCAUGGCCCGGCAGCCUGUGGUUCUAGAGAUGUUGUUCCAGGCGGCACCGGCCCAGCAGGGCUCCACCAAUCUGCUGAUCUUCUCCCUCCUCGUGCCAUUCAUACACCGGGACGGAGCCAUCGGACAGCAGGCGCGAGACGCGCUGCUGCUGGUCAUGGCGGCCUCGGCCAGCCACGAGGCUGUGGCACGUUACAUCGCUGAGAAAUCCUACUUCUGCCCAGUGUUGGCGACGGGCCUCAGCGCUCUCUACUCGUCUCUGCCCAGGAAGAUUGAAGUUCGAGGAGACGACUGGCAUGCCCUGCGGCGGGAGGACUGGAUGGGCGUGUCAUCACUCGUGCUUUUCAUGAACUCGCUGGAGUUCUGUAAUGCUGUGGUGCAGGUCGCUCAUCCCCUGGUCCGCUGCCAGCUCCUGGACUACCUCCACAACGGUUUCCUCGUACCUGUCAUGGGCCCCGCGUUGCAUAAGUCGUCAGUGGAUGAGAUGAUCGCCAGUACCGCCUACCUGGACCUUUUCCUGCGUAGCGUGUCAGAGACUUCUCUCCUCAAAACCUUCCUGCGCUUCAUCCUGCUGCAUCGCCACGACAAUGACACCAUCCUGGACACCCUGCUCACACGCAUCAGCAGCAAUUCAAGGCUCUGCAUGGUGUCGUUGAGCCUCUUCAGGACUCUUCUCUCUCUGAACUGCGAGGACAUCAUGCUGCAGCUUGUUCUCAGGUAUCUACUACCCUGUACCCAUGUAAUGCUGAGUCAGCGUCGUGCCAUCAGGGAGGCUGAUGUUUACGGAAAGUCGGCAGACAAGUUCCUGUCGCUGAUCCCAGAGUGCUGCCGGCUGAAUGCAACGCCCCCUGGUGAGCGGGACGAUGACAGUGCAUUCUGGGGCAAAGUACUGAACAGUCCCAGCACAGAGGCUCCAGCCCCACCCAGACCCAGCACCCCGUCCCGCUUAGCCUUCUUCAUCCGCCAACAGAGCAGUGGUGGUGGAUCAGGAGGAGGGGCUCCCUCUACCCCCACCAGCAUGGAGCCAUUGCAGCCUUCCAGCUCCCGCUCCCUAUCCCCUGACAGCCCGAUGCAUCAUCAGCAGACUCUUACAGAGAGUCUGGACUGGGAUUCGGGUUACCUGGAGUACCUCAAGGACGCCCGGCGAGGCAUCGAGCUUUGCUCCUGGGCCUGCCGUGACUGGUCGGCGCCCUACGAUGGAGAAAACCCCUCCCCAAACACAGCCCCUCCACCCCCACCUCCCCCUACCUCCAACCCCUCCAUGGCUAUGUUCCCUGAGCACUUCUCUUUCCAGCUGGGAGGAAGCAGUAACACCCCUCCAGGCCAGCAGAGGGCAGCCAUUGUUGCUGCAGCACGGUCCGAGUGGAGCAGCUCAGAGCGGGACAGCGGAGAGUGGGACGUUACAAUCGGCAAAAACAACUGCAUCAGCCUCACACCACGCUCCAAGAAACGCAGCCUGCAGAGAGAGGAGCUGCUGCCAAAGCCUGUACCUCGUCUCAUCCCCUCCUCUUCGUCUUCAGACACCCCUUUAUCGACGUCCCACCCCGCCUCAUCCCCAGCUCCUCACAUUCCGGCUUCUCCCAUCACUGUUAGCUACGAGGCCAUGUAUAACGGAACGAUGGGGCAACAGGACAGGUGCUCAGACAAUCGGGACAGAGGAAUGGAGGUAAAGAAAGUGAAGAGAGACCUGGGGGAGCAGCAGUAUUUGGAUGAAAAUGCAAAUCAAAAUGGAUCCCUUGUCACCUGCCCCUCCGAAAGCUGCACCACUCUCCCACAGUCCAUUUUUAGCAACAGUGAAAUAAGUGAUGCAAAAUCUCUUAGCCCUAACCAGAUUCCCUCUCAGAGCUCCAUCACCCAGCCAACGUGUGACACCAAACUCUUGAACAGCGACACCUCAAACCCACACAGUGCAUCCUCAGAUCUUCCAGAAGGCAACCAGAUGCAGCAAUCUGUAGAGAGUCUAAUCCAGGAGCUGCUCGAGCAGGUACCAGGAGAACCACAGCUCCCUGGAGACUCCAACGGCCAGGGCAUCAGCAUCGAGGCUUUCACACAGGAGCUGAGGGAGCUGGAGGACCGGGUGAAGGAGCGUAACAGAGGAGCGUUCCAGCCGGAGGAAACAGCCGGAGAGUCCUUGUUUGCUGAGCGACAGGAAGAGGAACAACAGCUGUCCUCGACCCUGGAGGUGAAGCCGACAGGUGACGCAAAGGGAGAAGGGUCUGUGGUGGGCUUCUGUAGUCCUCCUAGACCACUAAAUCAGCCUUCCUCUCAGCCGUACACAGGUCCAUUUAUGGUGGUUCUGUUUGCCAAGCUGGAGAACAUGCUCCAAAACUCAUUGUACGUCAACAUCCUGCUCACGGGCAUCGUGGCCCAGCUGGCCUGCUAUCCUCAGCCCCUCCUACGCUCCUUCCUGCUCAACACCAACAUGGUCUUCCAGCCCAGCAUCAAGUCACUGAUCCAGGUUCUAGGUUCUGUGAAGAACCGCAUUGAGGCGUUCGCAGCCUCCCACGAUGACUUCCCUGCCAUGCUGAGGAAAGCUCAGCAGUACCUGGUGGCCCGAGGAAAAGUGGACUGGACUGAUACGCCUGCAGCAGUUCCUCCCCUGCGGCGCUCUGAUUCACUAGUGAAGAGUCGUAAACCAUCUCUCGGAGACCUGAUCCUUCGUCACACCAACAGCCCGACCCGGGCUCGACACGCCGCUCAGCUGGCCCUCGCACACGUACGGGACGGCGGCCAAUCACUGCACAGCGCUCUGUUCAAGGGCGGCGGAGGCGGAGGGGCCUCUGGCCUGGAGAAGCAGGCCGAGGCGCUCCGAGUGAAGAACGCCGUCUACUGUGCCGUUAUCUUCUGCGAGUUCCUCAAGGAGCUGGCUGCCCUGGCUCAAGAGCACGCCGUCACUCUGCCUUUUCCCCACAGCCAGGAGGCAGAAGAAUAGACAACUCCUCCAAUCUAGCUCUUAGCCUCCAUUUCUUUUUUAAAAAGAGUUAUAUAGGAUUCUCCUAUCACCAGAGGACAGACUGGAGCACUGAAACAUUUCUGUCACUGAGGUGGGUCGUUUGCAAUGACACAGACAAAAAGCAAGAUGGAAAUAGUGUCAUUUUUGUACCAAAAUCAUUAUAGGAUAACUAUAGGACUGGAAGAAUUUUCCUCAUCUGUAAACUUAUAUGAUAUUGUGCAUAUCAUGUGUUAUAUUUACAUUCUAUACACAGAAUAUCUCGGUAAAUGCUUGAGAUUUGGGAGGUUGUACAUACACAUACCACGUGGUAUAAUGUGACACAGUAAAGCCACAGAUUAAAGAAAUAGGUGCACAUAUUGGUGCUAGUCAAUACUCUUUAUCUUUUAAGUUGGAAGGGUGCUUUCAGGCAGCACAGAGGAAAAGACUGUUUUGUCCUCAACAAAAUUAUGACACCAACACCAAAAAUUGUUUGGCAGGAAAACACUGAAAGUUUAGACUUGUCAAUCAACUAUAAGGUGAUCCAGUCAGCUUCGGCCCUUUCUGUACGACAAGCUAGUCUUUGCUUUUGUCACAGAGCUUUUCAUCCUAUAUCAAGGACUGGCCAAUAGAGAAAGUUCACAGAAACACAGCAGGGGUUCCUAGUAACAUCUCAAGUGUCCAUUUUAUUUUUAAAAGGCUGCACUGCUGCAAAGACUAGUCAUGAAUGAACGAGCUGAUAACUGGAACACGCAGGUGAAGGAGAGGGUCACUUUCUCUCCUGUGAAUCAGCACGACCACCACAAAUGUACUGGAAAACUUUGGAUAAUUAAUGCCAUUUUAAAAAAAUAUUUAGUUUUAAAACGUGUUUCUUUUGCAUUUGCACCAUUUUCGAGACAUAUCAGCAACACGCGGGAACAGGUGUCUGCCGUCGUGUGUGCGAGUUUAUUUUAACAAAUGGCUCCUUUCCAAAAGGUGAUGCCAACUCUUCAGGCCAUCGGUAAGCCAUUCACCUGUUGCCAUAAAGGAGAGGCUGUGGGAUUGAAACGGCAGCACUGCUUUACGAUUCGUACCUUUUGUGUGUCAUUUAGUUUUUUUAAAAGACCUCAGAGUCUGCAAGGAAAAGGCGAGAAGGGACGUUUUUUUGUCUAGGGAGAAUUUGCAUGAUUUCCAUUUACUUUGAACUGACAGUUGAAAUAGGUCCUCAUGAGGCAUUCACUGACCCUUCUUUAACAGAUCUUUAUUUAAAUGGAUCUUUAUUUGUGAGCUGAAGCUGAGGCUUGGAUGAAGCAAUCUCCAUUUCAGUUUUUCCAUUUCAGCUUUGAGAUGUUGUCUCUUUGGUGAGACAGACCAAACUGAACAUACAACUGUUCAACUUGGAACUUAACAUGCUGCUAUUUUUUUUUAAGUAACACCCAUUUUUUUACUAGUGUAAUAGCUACUUUCUCUUCAUUUCAUUGUUAGGUACCAAGUAUAAAAUGUGUAUUUGGGGAUGUGGAGGAAUCUUUGCCAGCGUUGUGAUCGGCGUUUAAUUUAUUUUGUUGUGUCUGAGGUUAAAUGAAGUAGCAGCCACACAGUGUUAAAAGCUUUUGCCAAGACAAAAUUCUCUUUCAACCUUUCCCCUCAACAUUAAGCAACCUUUUGAGGGGUUUAAAGUAAUUAUUGGCAGUUUGUUAGAAGAUGGUAAUUCUUCAUUUUACAGGUCUCUAAUUUCUUAAUAAUUUCCUUGUUCUUCUGUGAAAAUGAUUAGGAAAUGAAGAACCUGGAAAAUUAAGCUUUACAUGUAUGACUGCAAUGCAAAACUCAUCUUUCGCACAGCUUUUUUGUGAAAUGAUUUGGUUGUCUGCACACACUAGCCAUUAUCUCAACUUUUAGCAGUAGAGAAACUGCUAAAUGUGCCUGCCAUCCUGCAAAGUCUUCAAUCUUUGAAAUUGAAUACUGCAUAAUUUUUUGACAACUGUUCCGUCUUUCUCAAAGUUGAAGCCUUCUCAAUUUGUCAAAGCCAUAUCCAUGGUCGUCAUGUUUGUAAAUGUAGUACUUCAUCACUGCUGUAACUCACUUUUGUAUGGAAUUUCUAGACACAUUUGGUAAAACCCCAGUUUGUUUUUUAAGUACCAUUAGUUAAGAGUUUUUGCAUGCCAGAUAAGGCCGGGUGUAUAGUUAAGUAAUAUUUAAGUAGUAUAGAGUAAGUUUUCUUUGGUUUGUGCAAUAGUGCUGAGCUCAACUUAGGUUCCAUGCUGUAGGUUUUAGUGGUUAGUGAGUCAUCCUGGUGCCUGCAGAGAUCAGAGACGGCAUUUCACACUGAAUGUUUGCUCUCGCCUAAUCAAAUUGGUAGAGAAAUCACUUCUGUAUUUUACCCACUGCCAUCCGUCCGUCCAUCUGUUCACCUAGUCUGCUGUACAUCCGCGUGCUUAGAACAAGAUUAAUGUUUCCCUUGCACAGAAAGAAAAGGCCAGGUUGCUUUAGUUUUCCACUCAAGAUUGUGUUUUUUAACUAAACUAUUUUUACAAACUGUUUCUGUUAAAGAUAGGUCGAACACUAAAUACUCAGCUUCUCAACCAAGCAGUUUCAGUCAAGUUAUCUGUAUUUCUGUGACACAUUUGUGGACACCAAAGACAAUCUCUCUGACAGUACCUGAAACUCCAAGUGUCUCUGUUUGAACAGUGGACAGUUUCAUGGUACAUAAUCCGAACACUAAUAAACCAUGUUCAUGUAGCACUUUUUAAAUGCUAAAAGUGCUUUCAAAUAACCCCAAUGCCUAAUGUAAUACACCUAUAGUAAAAGUUACAUGGCCAAAUACAAGGAAAAUGUUAAGGACAUAUGAUUUGUACUCACUGAUGAUAGAAGUGAUGGCCAAACCUAUGAAAUAAAACCUAAGCUGUAAUUGUCCUUAAAAAGAUGAUUGUUGCCAGCUGAAGGUUAUUGAUAAAAGGGAGCUGCUCUGUAACCCUGAGCUGCAAAACUUAAGUUGUUUUCAUCGGUCCUCCGCGACUUUUUCAGAUUUGGGAUUUUAGCCCAUGCACAUCAUGUCUACGCUUCCUGCAGUCAUUUUUCACUCCUUACUGUUUGUAUUUUUAUUUAAAUAUACUGCAUAUUUAAUUGUGUUUCAUUUUUAAGAAUACAAAAGACAUACAUUUGACAGAGAUUGUAUUUGAGCGUUUUUAUAAGGGUUUAUUUCCUACUCGGGACUUUGACUUCUUCCUUGGGUUGUCAUGACAGACCAUGAGCUGAGCUUAAUUUAGUGCAGCGCUGAUAUGGAAAAACACAACUCACACACAGUGAAAUAAAACAUCUGUAAUCAAGGGUGUACCGGUUACUGUGAUGGAUUUCCUAGCUCUAUGGAAGUUGUUUUUCAUACUCCACAAGAAUGAACGGCAGCAAAUUGCUUCCUGGAAAAGUGAGCCCUCCCAACUGUUCAGACACCAGUAGGGAUUGUGGAAAGGAGGACAGCCUGUUUUAAAAUACAGAAACACCAAUACUGAUUUAAAAUUUUUGAAUUUACUGUUGGGAAAGGGAUUUUGGCUUUUGACUAUGCAGCAACUACCACGGCUGGAUGCUGAAGCCAAUGCACAAUUGUCUUUAACUGCAGUUCCUGUAAUGGCCACCAGAAACUGUCACCCAAAAAAAUCUUCCUGUGAUAAAGUGACCGAGAAAAACAAAUGAAUGAACUCUCUAAAAAAAAUAGUUAAUGUAUGGAUGUACUUACCAGAACGAGUUAGGGCCUCAAAAUGUAUCCAGUCUUGUUUGUGAAUUUGGUGGAUUGAUAAGCUGGCAUCUCAGCCGUGGUGGUUUCUGUUUCCGACUCUGUUAACUGACAAAGCUGAUGGUGAGUGGUAAACCCAAAGCUAAGCAUCACAAAAUGUUGUGUAAUGUCACAGGUAUUGUUUUUUUAUUUUCUUCUGCUGUCUGUGUUUCAGACAGAUGUACUUGAACACUACAAUUGAUCUGUCACUGAGUUAAAAACUGAAUAUUUCUGAAUGUUUUAGUUAUGGCUAAAUUCAGAGCAUGUUAUGUUUUGCGUUUCUGCAUUUUGUAUAUUCAUGGUGUUACAAUGGAAACACUCUGCAAACAGCAAGCCAAAGUGUUCAACUGUCGCUGACUUUCAUUUGAAAUGAAAUUGUUUUGUUUCAGGAUGGGUUAUGAUUGGCUGUUCCAUCACCACAACACAUAAGUGGGUGAAAAACCUUCAUACUCACAUUGCAAUCAGCAAUGCAACUCACAUCAGCUGAGCUUUGCAUAGCAAAGCUGUGUGGCGGAUGAGACUUCCACUUGCACAUAUGGUUUGACAGUUUAUUCUGCAAGUGACUUCAACUGAAACAGUUUUGGCUAUAUAGCUUUGUUUUCACAUCAGAUUUUUUUUAACACAUCACACACACUCUGUGCCAUGUUUUAAAUAGAUUUUCCAUGUGUUGAUUUGUAAUGUGUAUCACGGGAUGUACAGCAUCUUCUCACUUUACCUUUUUCUUUGAAAAGCUUUGACUUUUUACCCCUGACUUAUUCCUCCCCUGUGAUCUAUGCAAAUCAUGCUCUGGUGUCCCCUGUUUGAAGCUGAAAGAUGACGUGGACAGAUUUAAUAUGUAAAUAAUGUAAAAAAAAAAAAAAAAGAGAGAAAAAAAAAGUGAUGGGUGGAAAAUGCAGAGGUAUAUGAAAUAACCAACAGGACAGAAUGAAAAUCAUGCUAAGAAUGAUGAAUGUUGUCAGAAAUAUUUUUCUAUAUUUUGAAAUCAUUAGGGGAAAAAAGGACAAAAUACACAGUGGGGAAAAGCUGUGAGAAGAACACUACAAAGGGAAUGUUUUUAUUAAUUUAUAAAUUCUUUGCCUAGCAAUAUCA
Molecule: messenger RNA, 8966 nt
Organism: Micropterus salmoides (largemouth bass)
Lineage: Eukaryota; Metazoa; Chordata; Actinopteri; Centrarchiformes; Centrarchidae
Gene: fhip1b
Product: family with sequence similarity 160 member A2
Exons: 12
Coding region: 665-4138 (1157 amino acids)
Biological process (GO): early endosome to late endosome transport; endosome organization; endosome to lysosome transport
Cellular component (GO): FHF complex
Source: RefSeq, a predicted model, not a curated record